AUGGCGAAAGCCCGUUGCCAAGCGUGUCGGCGCCGCAAGGUCCGCUGUGAUGAGACGAAGCCCAUCUGCCGCGCGUGCGAGCGGCUCGACCUCUCGUGCGUGUACGGCCCUGCCCUGGGCAGCUCCACUCCGGAAGCAUCUAAGUAUCGGGUUCGCUUUGUGAACUCCCCAUACUCCAGAUCCGUGCUGGAAUCCAGCGCCGCCGCGCCGAGCAAUGGCCAAUCAGGCGCGGGUCCUACAGAGACCUCGUCUGUCGAGGCAUCAGUGUCCCCCACAGUACCCGACACUCGGGCUCGCGGCCAACAGCCUGUAAACCUACAGGAUCUUUCCGCUUCAGGAGAGUAUGUCGAAGCCGACCCGUUAGCCAACAUCACGUCCAUGUCUAGAGGCGACCCGGAGCAAUCUAGUCAUGAAGUCAUCUCUCCUCAACAGGACGCAUCGACCUGGGAUCCGGGGCCCAUGCCGCUGAUGGGUGUGCCUGGUCAAGCAAAUUUCCCCAACCAGCAAGCCGUAUUCCUGCCACAGGAUCUAUCGGCUCCGGAUGCGGAAGGGGCCAUGGGCAUGAUGCCCAUGCCCGCAUUCUUCGAUCUGAACAUGAACUUUGACUCGUUGAGCGACGACUGGAUGGCCUUUCCUUCCGCACCCGUCGGAAGGCAAAUACCCAGAACAACGACCUACCGGGAGGAAGAAAACCAGAGCCCUUCAUCCGAAGCCAGCGGGGUCGUCAGUAUCACUCCUGCUGACCAUGGCCUCAUUCAGCACUACCUGAAUGUGAUGUCUCAGUACACCAAGAUGCGAAGCUCCGGCGACGAGAACAUGUACACCCAGAUAUUCAGCAAUAUGGCAUUAUUUUACCCGCCACUUUACCAUGCCAUAAUGGCCUGGACUGGCAUCCAUCUUGGCCAGAGCAAACGGCAGACUCGCCUUGUAACCGAGGCCGAGCAGCGGAACAGUCGCGCGGUAGUACUGCUGCAUCAGGAUCAGGAGAUUGCGAAUCAUCUCGAGCUGGCGCUGGUCACCAUCUGGUUUGCCCUACAGUUCGAGCUCCUAGCUGCUCGGGGGAUCGACUCGUUUUGUCUCCACCUCGAGUUUGCUGCUGACCUGAUCGAUGCUUGUCGCCGCCAGGCCAGAAACAACGACCGUCCUCCAAAUCUCAACCCCAUAAGCUCCCGUGUGCUGUCGUGGCUGGGCAGCUAUGAUGCCAGAGCCUCCUGGAUCGGAGGCACAGGCCGUUUGCUACAAAGUCUAGAGAUGUACCGAUCGGACUAUGACUUCCUGGAUGCUGCGUUUCCAGAUCCAUCCCAGGACAAGGCUAGCAGCAUAUCCGACCUGAAAUCGUCUCUACGAGCGAAUAUGGAGCUCGAUAUGGUGGACAAUCGGAUAGCGCUUUUGCACCGACGAGUCAUAACCGCGCCGGCCGCUGUAUGGUCUCAGGUCGUGUCAGAUUUGCUCUCUAUGCAAGAGCGACUGGAGACUGCCUCUCCUACUGCGGCAGCUCUGGAGACAAUUCUUCACAAGGGGACUCGGAGCGUCAAAGCUUAUUACAGCGUUAUCAUCGAAUUCCAUGGGCGCCUGCUGCCGGCCUCUGUAGUAGGCAAUCUGGAGCCGAGCAAGCUGAUAACCGCUCAGGCCGCGGCUGACCGGAUCAUCCGCAUCUCGGCCUGGGUGAACCGGCUCCGGUUGCCGUCUCCACAGAACAUCUGGCUCCGUAUCUUGUUCCUCGCAGGGAUCGAGACCACGGACCUGGUACAGCAGGACUGGGUGCUCAGGACGUUUGCCGAUGCCGAGAGGUGGGGAGGUAAUUUUACAAAGGCGCGAGUGUUACUGGAAUUCAUUAUCAAGGAGCAAGGGGACCGAGGCACUAGGAUUGAUUACCUGGAUGCGAUGAAGCGAAGCACUGGUUUGUUCAUUAUCUAA
Messenger RNA from Thyridium curvatum, 1917 nucleotides. RefSeq lists its product as uncharacterized. NCBI's taxonomy places the organism in Eukaryota, Fungi, Ascomycota, Sordariomycetes, Thyridiales, Thyridiaceae. The transcript is spliced from 3 exons. Gene Ontology annotation, molecular function: transcription cis-regulatory region binding; DNA-binding transcription factor activity, RNA polymerase II-specific; zinc ion binding. The record is from RefSeq and is a predicted model, not a curated record. Gene Ontology annotation, biological process: positive regulation of transcription by RNA polymerase II. Gene Ontology annotation, cellular component: nucleus. Bases 1 to 1917 code for a protein of 638 amino acids.